Filobasidium floriforme is the source of this 1872-nucleotide messenger RNA. RefSeq names its product putative Sec61p-like protein. NCBI's taxonomy places the organism in Eukaryota, Fungi, Basidiomycota, Tremellomycetes, Filobasidiales, Filobasidiaceae. Gene Ontology annotation, cellular component: membrane; Sec61 translocon complex. Gene Ontology annotation, biological process: post-translational protein targeting to membrane, translocation; SRP-dependent cotranslational protein targeting to membrane, translocation. The record is from RefSeq and is a predicted model, not a curated record. Gene Ontology annotation, molecular function: signal sequence receptor activity; transmembrane protein transporter activity; ribosome binding. The transcript has 6 exons. The coding region runs from base 153 to 1589 and encodes 478 amino acids.
ACGACGCAGAGGACACAGGACGACGAGCUCGUUAGACCAUUCAGUUCAACUCGGCUUUGACUAUCAAACCAUCCUUCUUGACAAUCUGUACACCUCUUCGAUCGUCACUCUCCGCUCGUUACAAGAAGAAUCGUGCUCCCACCUCUCUCAAGAUGGGUUUCCGCUUCCUCGAGCUCGUCCGCCCGUUCAUGGGUAUCCUCCCCGAGGUGACCCCGCCCGACAGGAAGAUCCCCUUCAACCACAAGGCCCUCUGGACAGCGACCACCCUCCUCAUCUUCCUCGUCAUGUCCCAAGUACCCCUCUACGGGAUCAUGUCCUCGGACUCGUCCGACCCGCUCUACUGGAUGAGGGUCAUCCUGGCUAGUAAUAGGGGAACCUUGAUGGAGCUCGGAAUCACGCCCGUCUUGACAAGUGGAAUGAUCAUGCAGUUGUUGGCCGGGGCUCAGUUGGUAGAGGUGGACUUUUCGUUGAAGGAGGAUAGGGUCCUGUUCAGCGCCGCUCAGAAGCUCUUCGCGCUCAUCAUCGCGUUCGGCCAAGCGACCGUCUACGUCCUGACCGGCUUGUACGGACCUCCCGGUUCUCUCGGAGCCGGUGUCGUCCUUCUCCUCAUCCUUCAACUUGUCGCUGCCGCCUCGAUCGUGCUCUUGCUCGACGAACUCCUCUCCAAGGGCUACGGUCUCGGAUCCGGUAUCAACCUGUUCAUCGCUACCAACAUUUGCGAGUCCAUCGUCUGGAAGGCCUUUUCCCCGCGAACUAUCAACACCGGCAGGGGACCCGAAUUCGAGGGUGCCGUCAUCGCCUUGUUCCACAUCAUGUUUACCUGGAACGACAAGACCCGAGGCUUGAAGGAGGCCUUUUACAGGGAAAGGUUGCCCAACAUCAUGAACCUCUUGUCUACCGCGCUCGUCUUCGCCGCGAUCAUCUACCUCCAAGGGUUCCGACUCGAGAUCCCCGUCAAGAGCGCCAAGAACCGAGGGGUUCGAGGAGCUUACCCGAUCAAGCUGUUUUACACUAGCAACAUGCCCAUCAUGCUCGAGAGUGCCUUGACCAGCAACGUGUUCUUGGUCAGCCAGAUGUUGUUUGCUAGGUUCCCUAGCAACCUUUUCGUCAAGCUGCUCGGUGUUUGGGAGCCCAUGGAAGAAGCCUCGGGUCAACUCGAAGCCGUCUCCGGUCUCGCCUACUACAUCUCGGCUCCUCGAAGCAUCACAUCGGCCCUGCUCGACCCCCUGCACACCGUCCUUUACAUCCUCUUUAUCGUCUCGGCCUGUGCCAUCUUUAGCAAGACCUGGAUCGAAGUCUCCGGUUCCGGUCCUCGAGAGGUCGCCAAGCAGCUCAAGGACCAGCAGAUGGUCAUCGCCGGACACCGAGAGGGAAGCAUCUACAAGGAGUUGAAGAGGAUCAUCCCGACCGCCGCGGCCUUUGGAGGUGCGACGUUGGGAUUGUUGAGUUUCACUGCGGACAUGAUGGGCGCUCUGGGGAGCGGAACGGGGAUCUUGAUGGCCGUGACCAUCAUCUACAGCUACUGGGAGAUUGGUAUGAGGGAGACUCAGGCGCCUGAGGGUGCUUCGAUGGGAGACAUGAUCUUCUAAGCGGGGAAUGACAAAGUCUAGGUCGAUCUGGGGGAAAGAAGAUCGCGCGCGGGAGAUACCAGGGCGGGGGGGGGGACGCAGACCAGGGGGGUCUAAGGCUAGAUGCAAAUCGCCCUCCCGAGUCGGGAGAAGAAAACAUGAAUCUCGCAAAAUCACAAAUCACACAUCGCAUCAUGGCUUUUGGGAGCUUUCGAUGGCUUUUCGCAUCUGUUUUUGUUCUGUUAGCAGGAUUCAUUUGAGUUCGAAAUGCGAUAUUCAUCAUGUGUUCGUCAUUUGCUACAAC